AUGAAGAAUUAUCAUAUUUUAAAAGGCCUUUGUAAGAGAAUAUUUUUUAUCGGUUCAGGAAAUUUUUGGUACGAAGAUGAAGUAAUAGGAAACGAUAACAGUAUUCUUUAUAAAAUGUUAAAAUACAUUUUAUUUUCCAUUUACGGAUUUAUGACCUUGUUAGAGAUAAUGGCCGCUUUAAUUGGGGAAUUUUCUGAGGACGAGAAAAGCGAUUCGGUUACAUUCGCAGUGAGCCAUACAAUCGUAAUGAUAAAGAUAUAUUCAGUAUUAUCCAAUAAGGAAUCGGUGAAAAAAUUAAUCCAUGAUUUAAUAAAGGUCUGUGAGAUACACGAGGAAGAGUCUUUAAUGAAGAAAAAAUAUAGAAUUAUAAAAAUAAACGUUGUAGCUUAUUUUAUAACCGUCUACGGUUCUGCCGCAUGUUUCGUGUUUGAAGGCGUAAGGAAGACGUUAGAAGGAUCUCACUUUGUUACGGUCGUGACAUAUUAUCCACAAUUUGGUGAUAAUUCACUAACCGCCACGGUUGUCCGAAUCUUCAUGACGAUAAUUCUAUUUAUGCUGUUGCUAACAAUGAUAAUGACGGUUGACGGCUUCACUGUUGUUAAUCUAAUAAUUUUUAAAUACAAAUUCAUAACGUUGAGGAAUUAUAUCGACAAACUGAGAAUUAAUUUCGAAAACGAACUCAAAGAAAACAAAUCGAAAAUUGCUGCGAAAAAACUAACAAAAGGUCUUAUUGAUGGUAUAAUAAUGCAUAAAGAACUUUUAAGACUAUCAAAGGAAAUCGACAAAGCAUUUGGCACCGUUAUGGCUUUACAACUGUGUCAGAGUUCAGGCUCUGCAGUGUCCCUGCUUCUUCAGAUAGCCCUUUCAGAUAAACUAACGUUAGUAGCCGAAAUGAAGAUAUGUUUUUUCGUUGUCGCCCUAUUUUUCUUAUUGGGAGUUUUUCUUUGUAACGCAGGAGAAAUUACUUACCAGGCGUCUCUCGUAUCGGAAUCUAUUUUUUACUGUGGCUGGCACUUGAGUCCGUCGCCGCAACAACGCCAUCUUGGAAAACUCGUGUUAUUAGCGGGCGCUAAGGCCCAACAACCGCUGGUCAUGAAGGCUUUCAAGAUGUUAGAGCUGACAUACGGAACAUUUCUCUUAGUUGUUAGAGCAACAUAUUCCGUUUUUGCUUUAUUUUAUGCACAGAAUCAAUAA
This is a messenger RNA of Melitaea cinxia (Glanville fritillary), 1194 nucleotides long. RefSeq lists its product as uncharacterized. Gene Ontology annotation, biological process: detection of chemical stimulus involved in sensory perception of smell; sensory perception of smell. The transcript has 6 exons. Lineage: Eukaryota; Metazoa; Arthropoda; Insecta; Lepidoptera; Nymphalidae. The coding region runs from base 1 to 1194 and encodes 397 amino acids. Gene Ontology annotation, molecular function: olfactory receptor activity; odorant binding. The record is from RefSeq and is a predicted model, not a curated record. Gene Ontology annotation, cellular component: plasma membrane.